Molecule: messenger RNA, 1586 nt
Organism: Lycium barbarum (goji berry)
Lineage: Eukaryota; Viridiplantae; Streptophyta; Magnoliopsida; Solanales; Solanaceae
Exons: 3
Coding region: 150-1253 (367 amino acids)
Molecular function (GO): DNA binding
Source: RefSeq, a predicted model, not a curated record
AUGAUCAGCAAUUGAUAAUGGCAAACUUGCAGUGUUAACGACAGGACAUACUUGACUGGCUCCAAUCAACUGUUUGGUCAAUAGCUCUUCCAGCUCAUACGCAACAUUAUUGACUGGAUGAGUGUACAUUCUAACUGAGAUCCAACAAAAUGAGCUCCGACCAAACAUGCAGUAGCUCCUCCUGGACUAAGGAGGAAGACAAAGCAUUUGAGAACGCCCUGGCUAUCUAUUCUGGAGAUAGCAAUCUACUGAUGAAGAUUGCAGCAGAAGUUCCUCAGAAAUCUCUUCAAGAAAUUACUCAGCAUUAUAAUGACCUUGUUGAAGAUGUCAACGACAUUGAAUUGGGAAAAGUCCCCCUACCCAAAUAUGGGAAAAUGCAAAUUUAUUCCAGCCGUAGAAGUAGAUCAUCGGGAGCAGUGGUAGAACGGCGAAAAGGGAUUCCUUGGACUGCAGAAGAACACAGGUCGUUUCUCCAAGGGUUGGAGAAAUAUGGUAAAGGUGAUUGGCGGGGUAUAUCGAGGAACUGUGUGAGAUCUAGAACACCAACACAGGUGGCAAGCCAUGCCCAAAAGUUCUUCAAUCGGUUAAAUGACAAUGACAGGUCGAAGAGGAGAAGCAGCAUUCAUGAUAUCACUAGCGUGAAUGCUGCUGAUACUACUGAAUCUUCACAAGGUCCAAUCACUGAGUAUGUAACUGAAGCUUUUGAUGCAGGAAUGAUAUCUUUACCAGGGCUAGCUACCAACUGCGCUAUUGAAGGACCAUUCCUGCAAAGUAUAGAUGACCUAAUCACUGAACCGGCAGAGGACACCUCAGGAGCAGUUGCUGGUGGCACCAGAAUGUACACUCAUCCGGUCAUUAAAGUUGGGUCCUUAGAAGAGCUAAUGACCAAUCAGUUGGUUGGAUCCACACAAGGAGGUCCUACGGCUAACACUGCAAGUUUGCCAUUAGCAAUUGUUGAUCAGAUGGGAAUCCAUGAUUGUAUAGCUUCUGGCAGUGGUGCUAAGAAUAGUUUUGAGAGCACCAUGGGAGCUCCCGAGGGAGGUUUUCGUGUCGAUUCCUUGCAAUUGCCAUCAAUUCCUGGAACUAGUGGCGGUGGAAUUCAUCCCUGUUCAAAUCCUACUAUGCAAUUGCCAUUUAUUCCCGGCACUAGUGGUGGUGGAACUUUUCAAGGUUCGAAUCCGAGCAGCGAGGAAGACGACAUCUUUGAUUUGGAAGACCUAUUCACAGAUCACAUAUUUGGUUUUGGCAAAUAAGAAUCUGUUGUAUAUAGUGGUAAACCUCAACCUCUCUCGGGUUUCACUAGAAUGACCUCUGCUUUGUCGCUGAUGAGCCAAUGCAGCAGGCACCUAUUACUUCACGAACUCUCAUGCCAUUACGUGUUCCUUGCCUGGUUGGUUCAUUUGCAGCAUCUUGUAGUGUAUUGCUCUGUCGUCGUGUCCUAGAUAUGACUCCAUUUGCAGAUCCAGUGCUGGCUUCUAUUGUAUACGGUGUAUAGAGUAGCAAACUGUAUCAGUAGGUUAAAUAUGUAGAACUAUUUGAACUCCAUGUUCAUAAAUAAAAGCAUGAUUUAGUAGGUUUGAAUCUUA